Messenger RNA from Charadrius vociferus (killdeer), 1569 nucleotides. Its product is annotated as ubinuclein-1-like. Gene Ontology annotation, cellular component: nucleus. The transcript is spliced from 11 exons. Lineage: Eukaryota; Metazoa; Chordata; Aves; Charadriiformes; Charadriidae. The record is from RefSeq and is a predicted model, not a curated record.
AUGACUGAGCCCCACAGGGUUUCGUUCACCACUCUUCACGGUCCACCAAGCAGCAGAUUCUUCAGAAGUUCUCGGGAAGAUGAUGGAGAGCAGCCCCAGGACUCUGAACCAGCUGCAAAAACUGUUCGAAUCACAGUCACUCUCUUCAAGCCAGAUAACAAACAUUGUCCAGAAUUUUUCUACCCAGAUCUUCUGGAGAGUUGUCAAGGGAGCGUAACAGGUGGUUCUUCAGAGGACAAGAAUAAAGACCCUGCUGAUGCCUUUAAUGAUGGUGAAAAGGAAAGGCAAGAAGUGGAGGGUCCUGCUAGGACAUUUGGAGAAAAACAUGGUGGCAAGAGAUGUAGGAAGGACCGUAUUCAGGACUUGAUUGACAUGGGGUAUGGAUACGACGAAUCUGACUCCUUCAUCGAUAAUUCUGAAGCGUACGACGAGCUCGUUCCGGCUUCUCUUACUACGAAGUAUGGAGGGUUUUACAUCAACACAGGACCACUGCAAUUCCGGCGAGUGUCUCAAUCUGAAGAUGACUAUGUUAAAGAGAAGAAGAAGUGUCCCAAGAAGCGGAAGUUGGAGGAUGGAGGUGAAAUAGUGACGAAGAAAAAUUAUUCUUAUGACAAGGAAAAGAAGUCCAAGUUUCCGAUAGCUCGCUUUACGGCAUUAAAUGAAAGUGUGGAGAGAAAGAUAAAAAUGAAGAAAUACUGUGGAGCUCUUAGUGUGGAGGAGAUGCUGAAUAAGUUUCAGAAGGAGAAGGAUGCUGAGAAGAAACAAGAAGAGGAGCAAAAAAUGGCGACUUGGACACCGGCAGAACCUGCAGCCCCAAGGGAGGCGGAGGUGGUGGAUGACCCUUCUCUCUUGCUCUUCGGCCAUGCCAGUGAUAACGACCUGCUUCAGGCAGCGACGGCCAUGGGCCCGUUAACUGACCUGGACCUGGAGCAGCUCCUGCGUGAAUCCCCAGAAGGGAGUCCCUUUCCUGAUGUGGAGGAUGGGAGCGAUGCUAUUGGGAUGGGCUUGGAGCAGGAUUUGAAGCAAGUGCUAUCCCUCCCUGAAGGCCUGCCAGCCCCUUUGGAGAAGCCCAUCAAAGAAGUGGCUCAGGUAUGGCAGGGCGUUGUAGGGCAAGGCCGUAGACUAUUUUUCCUGGUGACCCUGGUCAACACUGUGUUUGUUUUGUUCUUCAGCAUCGAGCUGCAGACGCGGGAGCUGAACAGCCAGAUCCGGUCAGGGGUGUACGCCCACCUGGCUGCUUUCUUCCCGUGCAGUAAGGACACUCUGGUGAAACGUGCCCGUAAGCUUUAUCUCUACGAGCAGGGUGGCUGAUUGAAGGAACCUCUGCAGAGGCUAAAGGAAGCCAUUGGAAGGGCCAUGCCGGAGCAGAUGGCCAAGUACAAGGAGGAAUGCCAAGCCCACACUCAGGCCAAGUUUGCCAAGGAGCUGCUUUGCCACUUGGUGAAGAUUAAGUUGGAUGGUUAUGACCUUGACAAGAAUAAGGCUCAGUCUCUAGAGGAUUAUGUGAAGACCUUCCUAGAUGGAGAGGUGAAGCCCCUUUGGCCAAAAGGCUGGAUGCAGGCCAGGUGA